AUGGAACAACCCGACUCUGAUUUAUCAACAGCAGACGAGGCGCAACCCCAGAGACAACGCAGGCAACGCAACCUGGAGGCGUCUCGAACCAGGAUACAAGUGCGUCGAGGUACUCACCGGCCACUACCUAACUCUGGAACUUUCCCCCCAGAUACAGACGAUGAAGGGGAGAUCUUCUUUAAUCCAGCCCAAACUGAAAGUCAAGGUCAAUACCGCGCUUACUGUAUUGCCAAGGCAAGGUGCAGGCUUUGCCAAAUCGCCGUGCAAGAUGGAGAUUUGCUUGUGGCAUAUCUUGGAUAUGGCAUCACUUCGCCUUGGUUUACAUUUGUGAACAACGGAGACUGCCACGACGAUGACCGCAAGAUCACUUUGCACAUGACUUUGGCUGAUCAUCCCUUUGGCCACCCCUAUAUCAACAAGAUAUUACAGCCACUUCCAGCAAUAUGCUUCCACCUCGACUGCCAUCAAGCCCGUGGUCCUUGGAACCACGAACAAGGGCCUUUUUUGGCCGCCACGAGAUAUGUCUUCCGGCCCAGUCUGUCUGAAGAGCGCCGUCGCCUUGAGUACUAUCGAUCUAAACUUGUAAAAGGCUUGCAGUCAUCUCUUGGUGGACAUGGGCAGCACCGACAGUUUUUAGAGCUUCCUCUUGAGAUCUGUCUCAAUAUUGCCAGCUUCUUGGAUCGACAUUUUGCCAUGGUGGCAAGCACGUUUGCUUGGAAGCAGACCUCCGACACAACGGUUAACUUGGCUUUGCCGUUGUACGCUUCAUAUUUCAAGAUGGACGGGCGACAUUAUAUUCGGGAGCUUCGCAACAAAUCAGAUGAAGUCGCUGGCGGUAAAGCGAAUGAAAGGCUUGUUGUACCUCCCAUCAGGGGAGACCCAAAUGAUUCGAACCAUGGAGACAUUCUGAUUGCUGUGGAUCAUCUUGGUGUUCGACAAAUCUUCUUCGUUCCUCCUGGGCAGCGGUCUAAUUGGCAAAAAAAGCAUCCUGAAGUUCCUGGUGCUUGGUGGAUGCAUAUUGCAAGACCUACCAGAGAUACAUAUUGGAGUAGCCGCACUGAUGGACUCAAAGUUCGGAAACUGAAACCUCCUCGGGAUAUCGAGAGGGAUAGAAUGCCAGUGGUUUACUGGAAAGAUCCAGUCAUUCAAAUACCGAGCAUGAUCAAUUUGCCCUCGCGGCAAACAUGGCCCUCAGAAAACUCACCUCCUUCAAUCAUUCACAUGAGGCAUUAUGAUCUGAACCUGCCCAACACCUUGGGGCUCUGCGUGGCAGUACGCAGAGUCAAUGACAGACUCAACUGCAUCCUUGAGGGCAUUGUGUCUCACCGUGAACGCCCUGGAAACAGUUCCCUUGAUGACUUGGACGUCGCUUUUAUGGAUAACCUGUCUAUUUCAAAUCCAUAUUACUGGAUCUAUAUGCCCAUGAAUAGGGGCGAACGUGUGUCUGAGAUGUGGGUUCGAUACAAGCUAGUCCCCAUGGAUCCAUCUAUUGAUGCUGAGACCUGGGGUUGGGAGGAAAUCUUUCGGGGAGUUGUCUUAUUUACCAAUCAUGGGCGAUCCCGCGUCUUUGGCACCUUUGGAGACGAGGAGAAUAUCAGGUGGAGGCGCAUUGCUUACAUGCACCCGAACCUACCAUGCCGUAUAUAUUUCGAGCAAAGGAGCCUGAAACGACAAAAUAGGAAAUUCAAAUAUCCGGAUGAUUUUCCAAUGUUUGGGCGUGAUCAACUGCUCUUUGCAAUCGGGGGUGAUAAUAUCGAUGGCAUGGCGCCUGUGAUGGUUGCAGAAGACGACAGUAACCCGCCACCAAUGCCAUCUCGUCCUUCCAUCAGCCCGAGCAGAGAUAAUUCCCUAUUGGAUAGCUUUGUGUGGCAGUGGCUCUACACCUCAUGCUCUCUCGAGAACAUUGUCGAGUUGCAGCUCUGCAUAGAUCGCCGCACGGCAACUUCGCCGGCACCGGUUGUCAUGGGCAUGGUCGUCUGCUACGCCGAUGGCGGUCGUGCCUGCGUAGGCCAGUUCCGACCAGACUGGGUGCAGCUCCCGACCUUGCACGUAAGCAGUCGGGACACGUUGCACUUUUAUCAGAAAAGAGUCGUGGGGGAAAGCCUUGGCCGGCUUUCAUGCAUCACCAAUGUGCCACCGUCCGAGGUUGGCGUGGGAGAAGGCGAGGAGUUGAUAACUCUGUCGCAGCAUGGGACUUUGGAAUGGUGGUUUAGAAAGGAUCGGAACUUUCUGGUUCAUGACCUACACGGUCUCAAUGGAGACGCACGGAAAACAUGGACGGACCCCGACAGCGGGAACUUUUGGCUGGAAGACUUCCUCCCCGAGAGGGUCAAGACGGCUAGAAUCAUGACUUUUGGCUAUGACUCCAAAUUGGCAUUCAGCAAGUCAAAGGCGGGAGUUGAGACAUUCUCUGGAGAACUCCUCAACAAGCUGAGGCUAUUGCGGAUAAGAAACAAGGCCUUGAUCAUGGCGUACAUGGAGCAUGUCAACUAUGGUGACAUCUUGGACUCGACAAUCGGCAUUGUCUUCAUGGGAACACCUCACCGAGGAUCGGACCUGGCGUCCUGGGGACUAAUACUCACCAGCCUCGUCAACACCGCCACCCUCGGGACAGGCAUCAACAAGGAGCUGCUCAAGACCCUCAAAGCGGACUCGGAUAUGCUCGCUGGGAUCUCCAGGCAGUUUGUGCACCGUGCAACAUGCUUGAAGAUCAGGACUUUUACGGAGCAACAGGUUGAAAGGCCCCUGACGACUCUGGUUGUUCCAGAGAGCUCUGCCAUCAUUGGCCUGCCCAACGAGAUUGUGCUGCCUCUAAAUGCGAACCAUCGCAGCAUGUGCCGAUUCGGAUCUUCUGAUAGCGACAAUUACAAGAUUGUUGAGGAGACUAUCAUGGAGAUUUUGUCAAGUUACCACUAUGCAUCGCCCAGCCUCUUUUCACAGCCAGGUACUUUGUUGGGAAAUACAGAAGGUCAAUUAUCCUCUGUAACACCAAUGUCAAGCCUGCAAACGACGGCAAAGCUUGUGACUCGAUCGUUUGCUGGCAAGAGCAUUGGCGUUGCUAGUCCAGUUGAGUCUCAUACACAUGCGCCAGUCGCUCUUAGCACAAACUCCUUUGCUAGCCCCCAACAAACCCCUGCAGGUAUACCACGAUCCCUUGAGGCUAGCUAUUCUUCAGUAUUAGCAAAUACAGAAUCAGCAGAGGAGUCACAGGUUCAGUAUCAUGGAGUUAAAAGGAAGUCCACGUCAACAGAUUUGUCUACGCCAAAGCCAAACGAUGUCGUCAUCCGAAUCCAAAGGCUCAAGAAAAAGCUUACACCAGAGACCUACGGAGAGGAGGAGUUUUUUCAUGACUUUUGCCUCCCAGGAGAUAUGCUGGUGGAGAAUAUUGGCAAGGAAAUCAUAAAUGAAAUUCCAGAUCUAAAAAAAAUCAAAAAGUUCACUGCUCAUUGCGGUAGACGCGUACCAAUCGAGCAUACCUGGUAUGACAAGUUCACGAGCCGCGUCGAGGUUACAUGCGGGCGGUCCUGCGCCAACCCGAAGAAGGGUUUCAAGAUAAACAUUGACCAGCCGAUAGCAGCCUUCUUCAGCAGAGCUUUCCCCAGACCACUACAAGCUGUGAGGAAGGCCGGUUUGCCAAACACUGCGCCAGCUGUAGACCGCUCGCGUGUCACCGAUAUCAAACAGUCCAAAGUUGUUGUCGGCCUUGGCGAUUCAGAACCCACCGUGUUGUCGGACACAAUUGCGCUUGGUCGAGAUAUCAACCAACCUGAUCUUGCGAUAUCAUUUAUGCGCACUGCUCGACUUCCUUGGUGUGAUGAGACAUAUCAUCUACCUCCGGCCACGGGGUUCUUCCCUUUGUUUGAUGUGCAGAUGUUUGAAGAUAGAAUGCCGAGUUCGAUGGCAGCUCAAGGUGGCAUCUUCAUGCCCAUGUAUCAAAUGGAAGCCAUGUGGAUCAACUUCAUCAGAGCCGGACCGAACACGUCGACGAAGUUCGCCGUGCGGCCCUUUGUCGGUGGCAUCAACACCAUUUCCGGCCAGCCUCUCCACUGCGCCACGAUGGACACUAUCUUGCCCAAGAAAAGGAUUCUGGCCAAGAAUCAGGACUAUCUUGUGUCUCCGAGCCAGAAGAGACUGGAUGGCACCUCGGUCGAGCCUGGAGUUGUGCGGCAGUUCGUAGCUACAGAGAUGGUUUUGGCUUCGCGGAAGAAUUACUCGACGGCAGAGGAUGACGCGAACAAAGGCGGCGACGGAGAUGAACAGAUCCCUGCCGGUGCAUCUGUCGAGUGGCAAGUGAAGGGACACGACGAGUUUGGCGGUUUGCAGCUCCAAGUAAUCCCGGCGCACGAUGUCAGAAGCAUGCAUGCUGGCUCCGUGGAGAAUGAUCUCUACUUGAGGGGGAAGGUUUCAAGGCGAUAUGAUGUUCUCAAGACACCUAGAGAGCAGGGCUUAGUCGCCGGAGAUGCCAUCCACAUCAAGGACAUGAAGAAACUUCUUCCUCCCAGGAAGAAAACGCUGUCAGACCUUGUUCAUGAGCUCCCAUCGAACGAGCCUCAAGUUACGCAGGAGCAUCAGGAUGGGCCGGUAGGUGGAGUCAGGCCGAUUCUUGAGAUUGAGGCCGACGUGCCCGAAGCUAUAGCAUUCGACAUAAAAGACCAUGGAGACGAUGGCAACGUGUUAAGAUUGCAGUUUGACAUGAACGAGAAUUUCCAAAGGGUUGGGGCCGUGAUUGUAAGCAAAAUGAAUUACAAAAACAGGGCUGGACUUCUCCUCUGCGUCUGGCGAAGAGAAAACACGAAGCCUGGCAUCCUCCGCGUUCAAACUUGGAGCGAUGUACGAAGAGGAACUCCUCGAACUGAGCCGGACACAGCACAGACCUCAACAAACAAGGUCAUGGACAUGAUAACCAUGCCGAUCGGGUCCAUGCCCGAAAGCGAUUACAUCUGCGAGGUCACUACAGCAAGCUUGUACGCCUGGAACGCAGCGGUCAUGCCGCAACCCAAAUUUUGCAUUAUCAUGAACUCCGAAAGCACCAUAGGCCACUUACGAAGCGAGGUCCAGAGUUUCCUGGGCGUUUGCGUAGCCGGCACCGCUUUUACCGUCACAGGGGCCUCGGGGGUUUCGGAAAUACUGAAUGACGAGAUGACGCUCAAGAUGGCCGAGCCGGAAGUUCAUGAAUAUGUGAUCAGAUGCCGCGGCCCGAACUUCUUUGGCAACAUAAUAUUUCUCGCUGGUCCCGGAAUAGACAGUGUCAAGGCUUUCACCAUCGCCAGAGAUUAUCCACGUGGUACUGCAUCUAGUUUUAGAGACGUCCUGUCACAUCCAACUGGUGCCUUGGUACCCCCAUCCCGACGCUCUUAUCCUCACUCUGUCCAAAAAGCUAGGCACUCCAUUAAUGAGUGUUUAGGACCAAUGGGAUUGAGAUUUGCACCUGUCUCAUCACACUGGGAUUCGUCACAACCCAGUCUUGAAAAGACUAUCGUAGUCCAGCACGAGGACUCUGUUUACAGAGUUGCAGUACCUCGAGAAUAUAUGGGUAAACAGCUGUCUUCUGUCAAGGUCCGGCUACUCGCAUUGACAGGGAUACAGCUCCGAAACCAACUGCUGUGGUGGAAAGACGAGCCUCUGGCAGAUACAUACCCGGUCCGUGCCUUGAUUGGAGAAACAAUCAACCUCGAAAUCCAGCCACCGACAACUCCAGAGGCUUUAGGGAUUGGAGCCGGCGGCAAGAUCGAACAGCACAUCGAGCCCGACUAUGAGAAUCCCCGGGUGUGGGAUGUAGGCAGCUCCAAGAUUCUGAACGUGCAGCUGCUGGACUCGCACACCUUCAAGAUGGUCACGGGCCAGGACCCGCCGCCGACGCCUCUGAGUCCGGAAAAGUACGCCGAGCUGGGUCUGGUGUUUGAGAAGGCGUGGAGGGAUGAGCUGAAGGGUCCUGGCGUCUCGGGGAUGGCAGAGGAUGGAACCUGGGGUGGCGUGUCGUCGCUACAAGGGCCGCUGGAGGUUGCUGCGAGGAAUGCCGGGCUGCAGAUACCGGCCACGGGGGAAUAUGACAACGGCGAGGGUUCUAGCGCUGGCCCUGGUCUUUCUGCAUUGCAUGGCGGGUUCUUUGAGACGACCGCAAACUUUCCAGUCCUGCUCGAGGAUGUGGAUGAUACAGUGGCACAGUUCAAAAGUGCGAUGGAGGCUAAUCUCGAAGAUAAUUGGUCGGACUGAGGGACGGGGAGGUUCAAG
This is a messenger RNA of Pyricularia grisea, 6231 nucleotides long. RefSeq lists its product as uncharacterized. The coding region runs from base 1 to 6213 and encodes 2070 amino acids. The record is from RefSeq and is a predicted model, not a curated record. The transcript is spliced from 13 exons. NCBI's taxonomy places the organism in Eukaryota, Fungi, Ascomycota, Sordariomycetes, Magnaporthales, Pyriculariaceae.